Messenger RNA from Oryza sativa Japonica Group (Japanese rice), 827 nucleotides. RefSeq lists its product as uncharacterized. The record is from RefSeq and is a predicted model, not a curated record. Lineage: Eukaryota; Viridiplantae; Streptophyta; Magnoliopsida; Poales; Poaceae. Gene Ontology annotation, molecular function: zinc ion binding.
ACACAAGCCCAGUACAGUACUUGGUAGCCCGUAGCCUCGCCCUGGUCGCCCAACUGCUCCCCUUCCUCUCCUCUUCCCAUCUCGUCUUCUUCUCUACGCUGCGUCCUGUCUCGUCUCAAGCUCCGAAUCAAUCUCAUUCUCACCUCAAGCAUCUCUCGCAACGCGAUGGCUUUCUUUGGACUUUUCGUUGAGGAGCCAGUGGGUGGAGGUUUCAACGGUCCUGCUGCCGCGUACUACCUGAAGCUUUCUUGUGACACCUGUGGAGAGCCUACCACCAGAGACGUGUGCCUUGUGCCUGGGCCAGAUUCGUGCACCAACCUGCCCGGAAUCAAGAACCAGUGGAGGUAUACUUGCUACCCCACCUGCCCGGAUUCAGGACACGUAGUAGUCCGUAAGUGCAAGGUGUGCUCUGCCUUGGGCUCGGUGGCUCUGCUGCCAGGACACGGGAAGGCAUUGACUACAAGUUCUAGAACCAUGGUAAUGAUGCUCCAGUCCAAGGGAUACACUCCCACCAAUUUCGCCCCAGGAAGUAGGUGGGUUGCCACCAAGGUUACUGGGUACCGUUGUGAGCUGGAGUUGACCGCAGACCACUUCAAGGGGUACGAUGGUACCAUCACCAUCCCAAGUACUUCUACCAAAUUCUCUGUGGAGAAGCUGAAGAGGGCAGAGGUGCCUACCUCUUUACUAGGUCUGCUCCCUGGGAAGAGGACUGCUUGAUACUACCAAUGGAAACUCAGAAAAGACAAGUGAUUGAGCGAAAAUAAUUUGUGUUGCUUUAAACUAUCAUCUGUAAGACGUUGGAAACUUGCAAUGUUAGUUCUCUGCUA